This is a messenger RNA of Mucor mucedo, 366 nucleotides long. RefSeq names its product F subunit of V-type ATPase. Lineage: Eukaryota; Fungi; Mucoromycota; Mucoromycetes; Mucorales; Mucoraceae. The transcript is spliced from 5 exons. Gene Ontology annotation, molecular function: proton-transporting ATPase activity, rotational mechanism. Gene Ontology annotation, cellular component: proton-transporting V-type ATPase, V1 domain; fungal-type vacuole membrane. The record is from RefSeq and is a predicted model, not a curated record. Bases 1 to 366 code for a protein of 121 amino acids. Gene Ontology annotation, biological process: proton transmembrane transport.
AUGUCAGGAGUUGCAGCACUUCAGAAAGACAGAAACUAUAUUGCUGUUAUCGGUGAUGAGGAUUCUGUAACAGGUCUCUUGUUAGCUGGUAUUGGACAUGUAAACCAACAACAAAAGAGAAACUUCUUGGUAGUUGACGUUAAAACUCCAUUGUCAAGUAUUGAGGAAACUUUCAUUGAAUACACCAAGCGUAAAGAUAUUGCCAUCAUCUUGAUUAAUCAACAUAUUGCUGAAGAUAUUAGAGAGUUAGUUGAUGGUCAUAGUGCAGCUUUCCCUGCUAUUCUCGAGAUACCCUCCAAAGAUCAUCCUUAUGAUCCCGAGAAGGAUAGUGUCCUUAAACGUGUCAGAAGAUUGUUUGGAGAGUAA